Leptosia nina is the source of this 1356-nucleotide messenger RNA. The record is from the annotation of a GenBank genome assembly. NCBI's taxonomy places the organism in Eukaryota, Metazoa, Arthropoda, Insecta, Lepidoptera, Pieridae.
AUGUCAGAUGAAGUUCUUAAAAGUGAACAUAAAAUAGGAUCGUUAUGGCUUGGCAUGGAUUUUUACUUAGUUAUAUGCGACCCAGAUGUAAUUGACAAUUUAUCGAAGGAAUGUCUUGAGAAACCGGAAAUUGUCAGCAUACUAGGUAGAUUUUUGACCGGAAAUGGAACAAUAUUUGCACCAGCUAACAUUUGGCGAACUCGGCGUAAAUUGAUGAUGCCGUCAUUUUCCCAGAAGAACCUAAACAAUUUUGUCAAUGUGUUUUCUCAAUGCAGCAUAGCAACAGCGGCUAGAUUAAAGGCUAAGUGCGAUGGUGGCGAUUUUUCUGUUUGGUCGUACUUCAUUACUUACUCCAUGAACGCUAUUUGUGAGACCGGCCUAGGGUUGAGGGGUCAAGCAAAAGCCGAGAACAACGCAAAACUCCUUGAAGCCUUCGAGGAGUACAUCAAUUGCGCGUCGGACCUGGCUUUCAGACCCUGGUGUUACGUGGUGGAAUCAAUCUUCAGGAGGACUGCAGACCACAAAACGUUAACCAAGAACAAGAAUAUAAUGACCAACAUUAUAAAUGAAAUUAUUCAAGACAAGAGAAAUAAGAUUCGGGAAAGUGGAAAUAAACUUAGAAGCGACGGAGGAAAAUUGACUAAAGGCGAUACCGACUUUUCAAUUCUGGACUAUCUAUUGGAGAAUUAUGGUGAUACGAUGACAGAUUUGGAGCUUCUUGAAGAAAUCUUAGUGCUGGCUGUGGGUGGUACAGACACGUCUACCGUGGCUGUCUGUUUCACGGCAAUUUUACUAUCGAAGCACCCUGAUGUACAGGAGAAGGUUUAUCAAGAGGUUAAAGAAGUAAUGGGAGACACAAUAAGACCGAUAGAUUACAAUGAUCUACCGAAAUUAAAGUACUUGGAAGCGGUUCUGAAGGAAGCUUUGCGGCUCUAUCCAUCGGCACCUUUUGUCGGUCGCUUGGUCGAUAAGGAUGUUACACUGCCGUCAGGUAAAUUUAUACCUAAAGGCACGACAGUAGGAUUCAACAUGUGGGGAAUGCAUCGCCACCCAAAGUACUGGGGGGAUGACCCCGAAAGAUUUGACCCAGAGCGUUUUAUUAAUCCAAACAUCACGCAUCCAGUAGCGUACAUACCAUUUAGUUACGGACCUAGAAACUGUAUAGGUGGAAAAUACGCCAUGCUUUCCCUGAAGACGUUACUGGCCACUCUAUUAUCCCGUUACGAAAUACUCCCACCGGCAUCGUUGCCCCCGGACCAACCUUUUCGUAUAGAAUAUAAAAUUAUGCUGAAAGAUGUGAAUAAUUUUCAGAUACGAUUGAAAAAAAGAGAGUUAGAGUGUAAAUUGACAAAGUAA